Glycine soja is the source of this 478-nucleotide messenger RNA. Its product is annotated as auxin-induced protein 6B-like. The record is from RefSeq and is a predicted model, not a curated record. Bases 76 to 354 code for a protein of 92 amino acids. Lineage: Eukaryota; Viridiplantae; Streptophyta; Magnoliopsida; Fabales; Fabaceae. The transcript has a single exon. Gene Ontology annotation, biological process: response to auxin.
UUCAACAGCAACGCAAGCCAUUUGCAUCCUUAAGCAUCAACAUUUGGGUUCUUCUUCCUUCAAACAAGCACAAAAAUGGGUUUCCGUUUUCCUGCCAUUCGACGGGCAUCAUUCAACGCUAACCAAGCAGCUUCAAAAUCAGUACAAGUUCCGAAGGGCUAUGUUGCAGUCUAUGUUGGAGAAAAUAUGAGGAGGUUCGUGAUCCCCAUAUCAUACUUAAACCAACCUUCAUUCCAAGACUUAUUGAGUCAAGCUGAGGAAGAGUUUGGAUAUGAUCAUCCCAUGGGUGGCCUCACAAUUCCUUGCAGUGAAGAUGUCUUCCAACAGACAACUUCUCGCUUAAAUGAACAAUAAAUCCCACACUUUAGGAAACUAACAUAGAUUAGUAGAUACAUUUUGUACAAUAUAGGCAUGUUCUCUAGCGUGUAACAAUUGUUACCAAUUUUUGAGUAAUGACAACAAAUUCAAUUGCUAAGUA